UUGGUGUCGUCGGAGGCCCCGCCCACAAGGAGGCGGGACAUAGCGGGACUUGCCUGCCGUUCCGACUCCGGCCAGAUCCGCUAGCGUCCGGCCCAGACCGUCCCCCAGUCCGUUCGAGUCCAGAGGCACGCGCGCACACGAGCGGACCCCCCUUUAGGAUGUCUCGCGAGCAGCAGGCGGUGGCGGCCGCCAGGCGGGCCUUCGAGACCGGCCGCUCCAAAAGUUUGGAGCAUCGCGUCCGGCAGCUGAAGAACCUUCAGCGCUUCCUCACCGAGCGCCGCCACGACAUCUGCCGGGCCGUCAAGAAGGACCUCAACAAGAGCGAGGUGGUGGUCCAGAUGUACGAGACCCUGGGCCUGGAGGAGGAGAUCAGCCUGGCCCUCCGGAAGCUGAAGGAGUGGGCGGCGCCGCGGCCGGUGGAGAAGAACCUGCUGACCAUGUCGGACUCCGUCUACGUCAAAGCGGAACCUCUGGGUGUGGUCCUCAUCAUCGGGGCCUGGAACUACCCGUGGGCCAUCACCCUGCAGCCGCUCGUCGGCGCCAUCGCCGCCGGUAACGCCGCGGUGGUGAAGCCGUCCGAGGUCUGCGUCCACACGGCCAAGGUGAUGGACGAGCUGCUGCCCCUGUACCUGGACAAAGAGCUCUACCCGGUGGUGACGGGCGGCGUCCCCGAGACGCAGGAACUGCUGCGCCAAAGGUUCGACCACAUCUUCUACACGGGAAACAGCGCCGUGGGAAAGCUCAUCAUGGCGGCGGCCGCCAAGCACCUGACACCCGUCACCCUGGAGCUGGGCGGGAAAAGCCCGUGUUACGUCGACAGCAAGUGCAACAUCGCCAUCGCCUGCAGACGUGUGGCGUGGGGAAAGUUCACCAACUGCGGUCAGACCUGCAUCGCGCCGGACUACAUCCUGUGCGAGGCGGCCGUCCAGGAGCGCCUCAUCCAGGAGCUCCGCAAGGCCAUCAAGGAGUUCUACACAGACGACCCCAAGACGUGCUCGGAUUACGGCCGCAUCAUCAACCAGCGCCACUUCAGGAGGAUCAUGGCCAUGCUGCAGGACAGCACCGUCGCCGUGGGCGGAGAGAACGACGAGGAAGACUGCUUCAUAGCUCCCACAGUGCUGCGGGACGUCAAACCUGACGCCAAAGUGAUGCAGGAGGAGAUCUUUGGACCUCUGCUGCCCAUCGUGACUGUCACUGGUGUGGACGAAGCCAUCCGGUUUGUCAACAAGGGCGAGAAACCUCUCGCGCUCUACGUCUUCUCUGAUGACGACAAGGUCAUCCAGAAAAUGAGAGACGAGACCUCCAGCGGCGGACUUUUGGCCAAUGACUGUCUGGUGCACUACUCGGUCAGCUCGCUGCCUUUUGGGGGUGUUGGUAACAGCGGGAUGGGCUGCUACCACGGCAAGCACACCUUUGACCAGUUGAGUCACCUGCGGGCCUGCCUCAUCAAGGCUCUGAAGAUGGAGGGCAUGAACAACAUGCGCUACCCUCCCCACACGGCCAAGAAGCUGGGCUGGGCUCGCUUCUUCAUCCUCAAGAACUUCAACUUGGGCGGGAUCGGUCGCCUGCUGCUGCUCGCCGUCGUCGCCGUGAUGGCCGCCGCCGUCGUCCAGAAGUACCAGCUGCUGCAGAAGUACUACGGCUAAAGCCCACCAGGAUCCGGUUCCCCCAGCACUCGGAACCGACGAAUCAUUCCACGCGAAAUCGACCCGUUGAUUUUUUUGUCCUUUUUCCUUUGUUUGGAACUUUUCAAAGCGGCUCGCGCAUCCCGGAAAGCGAGCUGCACCUUUUGGUCUUCACGAGAAGGACCAAAACCUUUUUUCCUCCACUUCCCAGGGAGUCCUUUUCAUUUCACGAGUCAGCGUCCGCCCGGACCAAAGUCUCCGGAAGGUUCUGACCUUCCGUUUCUUGUUGGUCGUCGUUUAUUUUAUGACACUCGAACGCAUCACGUGGCUGCGUUAAGCAGAAGCCAGAAGGAACGCGUAGUGACUGUCGUUGCUCGAGGUUUUUACAACACUUGUAGGUUUUAUGACGGAAAAAAACUUCACGUGAAUCUCCUCUCGAAUGAUAUUCUAAUAAAUACAUUCAACAUCU
Syngnathoides biaculeatus (alligator pipefish) is the source of this 2094-nucleotide messenger RNA. It is a transcript of the gene aldh3a2b, whose product is annotated as aldehyde dehydrogenase 3 family, member A2b. The record is from RefSeq and is a predicted model, not a curated record. Gene Ontology annotation, biological process: aldehyde metabolic process. Gene Ontology annotation, molecular function: aldehyde dehydrogenase (NAD+) activity. The transcript is spliced from 11 exons. Gene Ontology annotation, cellular component: cytoplasm. Lineage: Eukaryota; Metazoa; Chordata; Actinopteri; Syngnathiformes; Syngnathidae. Bases 159 to 1646 code for a protein of 495 amino acids.